Molecule: messenger RNA, 2577 nt
Organism: Artibeus jamaicensis (Jamaican fruit-eating bat)
Lineage: Eukaryota; Metazoa; Chordata; Mammalia; Chiroptera; Phyllostomidae
Gene: ASIC2
Product: acid sensing ion channel subunit 2
Exons: 10
Coding region: 90-1781 (563 amino acids)
Biological process (GO): sodium ion transmembrane transport
Cellular component (GO): membrane
Molecular function (GO): ligand-gated sodium channel activity
Source: RefSeq, a predicted model, not a curated record
UGCUGCUGCUUCCACUGCUGCUGCGGACUCCCAUGGCGGCUCCGCCCGGCCGGGGCUGCUGCCGCUGCCGCCAGCCGCGGGCUGAAUGAAUGAGCCGGAGCGGAGGAGCCGGGCUGCGCCCGGCCGCGCUCACCGGCCCGGGACGCUUCCGCAUGGCUCGAGAGGAGCCGGCGCCGGUGGCGGCGGCCGGGCAGCCCGGGGGUGGCAGGGGCGGCGUGCGGGAGCCGGCGCUGCAGGGGCCAGGGGUCGCCCGCAGGGGGCGGCCGUCGCUGAGCCGCGCUAAACUGCACGGGCUGCGGCACAUGUGCGCCGGGCGCGCGGCGGCGGGGGGCUCCUUCCAGCGGCGGGCUCUGUGGGUGCUGGCCUUCUGCACGUCCCUCGGCUUACUGCUGUCUUGGUCCUCAAACCGCCUGCUGUACUGGCUCAGCUUCCCGUCGCACACGCGGGUGCACCGCGAGUGGAGUCGCCAGCUGCCCUUCCCCGCCGUCACCGUGUGCAACAACAACCCGCUUCGCUUCCCGCGCCUCUCCAAGGGGGACCUUUACUAUGCCGGACACUGGCUGGGGCUGCUGCUGCCCAACCGCACGGCGCGCCCGCUGGUCAGCGAGCUGCUGAGGGGCGACGAGCCACGCCGCCAGUGGUUCCGCAAGCUGGCCGACUUCCGCCUCUUCCUGCCGCCGCGCCACUUCGAGGGCAUCAGCGCCGCCUUCAUGGACCGCCUGGGCCACCAGCUCGAGGACAUGCUGCUGUCCUGCAAGUACCGCGGCGAGCUCUGCGGUCCGCACAACUUCUCCUCCGUGUUUACAAAAUAUGGGAAGUGUUACAUGUUUAACUCAGGCGAGGAUGGCAAACCUCUGCUCACCACGGUCAAGGGAGGGACAGGCAACGGGCUGGAGAUCAUGCUGGACAUUCAGCAAGAUGAGUACCUGCCCAUCUGGGGAGAGACAGAGGAAACGACGUUCGAAGCAGGAGUGAAAGUUCAGAUCCACAGUCAGUCUGAGCCGCCUUUCAUCCAGGAGCUGGGCUUUGGGGUGGCUCCCGGGUUCCAGACUUUCGUGGCCACACAGGAGCAGAGGCUCACAUACCUGCCCCCACCAUGGGGUGAGUGCCGAUCCUCAGAGAUGGGACUCGACUUCUUUCCUGUUUACAGCAUCACCGCCUGUAGAAUUGACUGUGAGACCCGCUACAUCGUGGAGAAUUGCAACUGCCGCAUGGUCCACAUGCCAGGGGACGCGCCUUUCUGUACCCCUGAGCAGCACAAGGAGUGCGCAGAGCCUGCUCUCGGUCUGCUGGCAGAAAAGGACAGUAAUUACUGUCUCUGCAGGACACCCUGCAACCUGACCCGCUACAACAAAGAGCUCUCCAUGGUGAAGAUCCCCAGCAAGACCUCAGCCAAGUACCUCGAGAAGAAAUUUAACAAAUCAGAAAAAUAUAUCUCAGAGAACAUCCUCGUGCUGGAUAUAUUUUUUGAGGCUCUCAAUUACGAGACAAUUGAACAAAAGAAGGCGUAUGAAGUUGCUGCCUUACUUGGUGAUAUUGGUGGCCAGAUGGGGUUGUUUAUUGGUGCUAGUAUCCUCACAAUACUAGAGCUCUUUGAUUAUAUUUAUGAGCUGAUCAAAGAGAAGCUAUUAGACCUACUUGGCAAAGAGGAGGAUGAAGGGAGCCACGACGAGAAUGUGAGCACUUGUGAGACGAUGCCAAACCACUCCGAAACCAUCAGCCACACUGUGAACGUGCCCCUGCAGACAGCCUUGGGGACCCUGGAGGAGAUUGCCUGCUGACAGCCCUCGGACCGCCAGCACACCACAGACAGACCUUGAGGCCCAAGACCCGGGACAGGAGACCACGGGCGGGAUGGCCCCUGAUGACAGAAAGAAGCAAGAGCCCCUAUGCACACGUAGCAAACUCUCUGCCAAAACCUCGCUAUGGCCCUGUCUGAUGCGACGCCUCCUCGGCCCCCGCCGUGCGUCCCCCGUAGGAGAAAUGAGUCACACUCGGGAACCGUCACGAACCAACCUGCCAUCACACCUCACUGCCAGAUGUAUAAAGCACCUGCAUGCCCAGACCUCUCACGGCGCCGCCACCACGUCUGCCUCUGUACAAGACAGCCCUCCAUGUGUGGCCUCCCACGGCCACUCUGCAGCUGUGUGGAAGGGCUGGGUCCCAGCCCCAGAGUCACCAAGAGACCUCGCUGGAAUCACAGCCGCACAGUCGAAGGGGAGACCGCAGAACUGUUGACUACGUCAGGUCCUUGUGUAGUUUGUGAAGGUUCUCAACCUGCCCACACAGCCCCCUGCCCACCCCGAGCUGGCCCAUGGGGCGCCUGGGGCCACCCUCUCCCGUCCCAGCGCCCGUGGUGGCCUGGGUGGCUCCAGCACUCAUUCACGGUGCCCACAUCGUCCUGCCUCCCUGUGACAUGGCUUGUACGGUCCGACUCUGUUUCUUUGGGGGGCUUUUAUUGUCUGUCAGAGAUCCGUUUCGUUUCCUGAUGUUUGGGUUUGAUGUUCUGAGGUUUGGUUGGUUUUUCCAUCUCCCCGGCAUUUAUUUAUUCGUGCUUCCACUCAUGGUCACAUUAAA